AUGGCAGACGCUUGCCGACUAUUCCCGUGGAAGGAUGAUCAAAAGGCUCUUGCUAAGCAGCUAUGGAGCUUAAUGCAGACGCCGCACAGUGACGACAGUGCGAGAACGGAUACUCUACUCAGGCUUAUCAAGUCUUUCGUCUUUGUCACCGUCCGAGGAGACGUCUUUAGCAGUGGACUGUUGCAUUUUCUAGCUGUACUUAGCAUUGACGAGGAGAUGGGUCGACUCCGCGAAGCGAACGACUUCUCGUACAUGCUAGCUGGAGUGGUGUACUGCACACGCAUCUUUGCAGUCGAGGCAAUACUACCGUCGGCCGAACGGGAUUGUCAGGGUGAGGAUGACGACAGAAGAUUUCUCGAGACACGAGAGCGUUAUCUAGCCGACGGUGGAUAUAGUCCGAUGAGCAAGAUGCUCAGUCUUCUAGCUUACGGCAAACUCAUCGCCCGAAAUCAUGGCAAUCAGGGCACAGUUCUCUGGGAUAGCGGCAACAAAACCGUGUCACUUCAUGGCCGCAAGAUACCCGUUGCUCGGUUCAAGGGUUUAGGGUUUAGGGUUUAG
Molecule: messenger RNA, 558 nt
Organism: Aureobasidium melanogenum CBS 110374
Lineage: Eukaryota; Fungi; Ascomycota; Dothideomycetes; Dothideales; Saccotheciaceae
Exons: 1
Coding region: 1-558 (185 amino acids)
Source: RefSeq, a predicted model, not a curated record